Messenger RNA from Salvelinus sp. IW2-2015, 2033 nucleotides. Its product is annotated as adenosine deaminase tRNA specific 3. Lineage: Eukaryota; Metazoa; Chordata; Actinopteri; Salmoniformes; Salmonidae. Gene Ontology annotation, cellular component: cytoplasm; nucleus. The record is from RefSeq and is a predicted model, not a curated record. Gene Ontology annotation, molecular function: tRNA-specific adenosine-34 deaminase activity.
CUCAGCAACAGUUAUUUGAAUAAUUCAAUGGAUGUUUUGUGCACAAAAGGUGAUGACUAAAGUGUCUUAUUAGGAUUUUUCAAAUCUGACUUCGCUAUGUGGCGGUGUAUGGAAAUGGUCUUUCUGGGCCAGYCUCCAGUUAAACUGUAGUACCACAGCAUAACUAUAGGAGCAGAGUGGAAAACGUGCUUCUAGACGGGACCCCUGCCCCUUCAUAGAAGCUAGUGACGUCCCGGGUACUUUGGUCAUGGCUAGACGGUCUCCAGCUUUUGUCAAAUCAAUGUAUUUAAGCUAACCCUUUUUUAUUAACCUUAACCCAAUUCUCCUAACCUGCUGCACAAAUUCUAACCUGCUACGACCGUGUACUUAUUAUACUUGUGAGGAGCUUUGUGUCACAUGAAAAUAAUUCCUCCAUGAAACCACAAAUAACAGUAAUUUAACGUUAGGUUUAUGAUUUGAGAAAUAUGAAGAAKAUUUUCAAAGGUUUUUCCGAUAUUAAAAUAAUCCCUUUGAUUUAAAAUCAGUAAAUUUUAUGAAUCUAGGAAACAAAACUGUGGGUGGCUAUGAAGAGUGAUAGRCUUUGUUUCAGGGGGAUAUAAUAUGCAGUCGGAACAUCAACAAGCAUGGAUGGAAAGGGAGAGCUAGCUCCACGUAUCUGAAAUCUGUCACGUUUUACACUUCUAAUCAAAGCUGGUCAACAAGAGGUGCUUUGAAAUGGAGCCACAACCCAAACGCAGAAAAGAAUAUGAGUGUGACAUCGACUCCUGGGUUGCUUACCCUGUGCUGUCCAACGAGCAGUCACAAGACAUUGAGCUAAUCGAGGCCUUUGCAGCUCCCAUCAUCAACAAGAAAGAAACCUCUCGUUUGAUCAAGGAGUUGGCCAAAGUAUARCCAUUACCUGGACUUCAGCACAUCAAGAGAGUACGGUCAUGCAAGGAUAAGGGCAGCCCUCACCCUCUGGAGGUCAUUGUAUGCCUUGCCAGUGAUGCACCAGRCAUUGACCGCAGUGAGGAGCUGCACAUAUCUGAUCUGUCGUCCUCCAGUAGAUUAAACUGUGAAGGUCUAGGAGACCCUUUCCUGGUCAAGAUACCAGCAUGCCCUCCUUUGACCAGACCGCAGUUUGAGCAGGCCAGCAAACACUGGCCCACSUCCUUUCACGAGGACAAACAGGUGACUGUGGCCCUGAGGGGCCAGCUGUUCACCUCCUCUCAGAAAUCAAAGAUGCAGGAGUACAUGAUGGCUGCUGUGGCUGCAGCCAGAGCGGGGCAGGAUAGUGGCAUGGAGGCUGUGGGGGCUGCGGUCYUUGACCCAGYGGCAGAGAGGAUCCUCGCUGUGGGACAUGACUGCCGGCAAGGCGGUCACCCACUUCAUCACGCCAUCAUGGUCUGCAUUGACCUUGUGGCACGUGGGCAGGGGGGUGGGGCCUACAACUAUGACAAGUACCCCGCCUGCCAGUCUGCUUUGCCCUUUUCCUCACCCUCUCAAAAACAGGGCGCCACCACCAUGACAACCUGUGGGGUCGUGCAGGACGGGGACAGUGCAGAGGAGAGCGGUGAGCCAUACAUCUGCACCGGGUACGACUUGUAUGUUACUCGAGAGCCUUGUGUUAUGUGUGCCAUGGCGCUAGUCCAUUCUAGGAUAGGCAGAGUCUUCUAUGGAACAUCCUCUAUCGAUGGGGCAUUUGGGACUAAAUAUAAAAUCCACGCUCAAAAAGAUCUGAAUCACCGCUUUGAAGUUUUCAAAGGAGUCUUGGACCAACAGUGUUCAGACCUUAACAGGCCAGUACACUAUAUCAAAAUGAAUUCUUAAAAAAGGUUCACAAUUGUUACAGGAACGCUAGACCAUUAUAAACGGAUGAAUCUCAUGUCAGACUACUAGGCACACGCGGUUGAUGAAUGAGACUAGAUCAAUGUGUGAAUUAGAUAAGUAACAUUUUACUUCUGGAAGAUUUUGGAUUACAUAAACACAUUUUAAUGUUUUACUUUGUUACUGUGUAAAAUUCAAUGCAAUAAAGUUUUGGCCACUUUGUGACA